GCAGGCGCCGGGCCCCGAGGAGGGGCGGCGGGCACCGGGCCCCCAGGAGGAGCGACGGGCGCCGGGCCCCCAGGCGGAGCGGCGGGCGCCAGGCCGCCAGGAGGGACGGCAGGCACCGGGCCCCCAGGCGGAGGCGGCCCCCAGGGGGUCACGCGGGUCAUCAGGCACGACAACGGGCAUCGGGUCACCAGGCAUCAGGUCAUUUGGCUCGCCAGUGGGCACCGCGUUAUCUGGCAAGGCAGUGGGCACCGAGUCACCAGGCAUGACAGUGGGUUCCGACGGGCAUCGGGUCACCAGGCAUCAGGUCAUUUGGCUCGACAGCCGGCACCGCGUCAUCUGGCAAGGCAGUGGGCUCUGAGUCAAUUGGCACGACAGCGGGCACCGGGUCAUCAGGUACCGGAUCGUCUGGAUUGACAGCAGGCACCAGGUCAUCUGGCAAGGCAGUGGGCACCGAGUCACCAGGCACGACAGUGGGCUCCGAGUCAACUGGCAUGACCGUGGGCACUGGGUCAGACAUUGGAUCGUCUGGCCGACAGCGGGCAUCGGGUCACCAGGCAUGACAGCGGGCACUGGGUCAUCAGGCAUUGGAUCGUCUGGCUCGACAGCGGGCAUCGGGUCACCAGUCAUGACAGCGGGCACUGGGUCAUCAGGUACCGGAUCUUCUGCAUCGACAGCGGGCAU
This is a messenger RNA of Staurois parvus, 681 nucleotides long. The record is from the annotation of a GenBank genome assembly. Lineage: Eukaryota; Metazoa; Chordata; Amphibia; Anura; Ranidae.